ACAAAUGCAUUUCAAUAUAAUUAUAGUUUAUAUAAAGCCACGGAAAUAAUUAAGAGAAUUUCUGAAUUAUUAAUGUUUCAUUCUGUGAACUAUACUAACAAUUCCUUUACCAAAUUUUGAAUACAAAUAUUUAUGCAUUUAUUUUAAGAAACUGAAAACUGGACAAACAGGUGAAAAGAACAGAAUAGGUGCUCUGGAUUUUUUUCAGAUCUCAAAUACUGCAAAGAAAACAAGUUCAGAUUCACUUUUAAGCAGCACAACAGUCAUAUUUCUACAUGUGUUUAGGAAAAGUUCAACAAAAUACAUUUUUAGCACCGUUUUCGUGCGUCUUGUCACGCUGUCAGUCUUUCACAUUGCUGUUGGAUGACUUUAUGUCACUCCUGAGGUUUGAUUUUGUUGAAAUACAACACAGAAACAUGCGUAAUGGUCUCUUACAUGUUUUCCCACGGCUGUAUCUAAUACAUGAGUCCAUAUUAAAAACUGCUUUGAAACGUGAUAAUUAUCUAUAAAUAUAUUCAUGUAAAAGACAACUUUUUUAAAUCUCACAAAUGUUAAGAUAAUUGACCUUUGGUCUUCUGAAAAAAAUCAGGUACACAAUCAGGUUUGAACAUGGCACGUUUAGGGUGAGUUGAUAAGAAUCUCGUGCAUGAAAUUGUAAUGCAAUCUCAGUUAGCACAUAUAGGCUAUAGAACUAUGAGUGUCGUCCGAAUGCAAGCGUUUAAAUAGGACAAACAUAAAUAGACGCAGUCAUCUCUCCGUCGUGGCCAGAACUUACCGGCCCUUCAAAAUGCAAUACAAUGAUGUACUCAAACACACACGCACGGCGCUUAAUGCGGUGAUGCAACUCAAGACCGAGGCAAAAUAACAUCAAGUCAUGCGUGAACACAGAUGCCAGAAGACUCCUGAAAUAACAGUCCAUAUUCUAUAAACUACAUCCCUGCUGAAAAACCCCCACUGAAAUGAAACAGAAAACGCACACUACUUCAAAUCAUUCUGAAUUGGGUUGAUUCUUCAUGGCAGAAUGUUUCAUUGAAAUGAUAAUUGCAUUUUUAUCAUCUCACUGCGGUAUAUGGAUGCGUUGUUCUUUUCCGUUCGAGGGUUUGUAAACAAAACGACAGAUGACACAUGUGAUUGAAAGAGCACUCGCUCUCUCUCUCUCUGUCCCCAAGAGACACUGUUCGGCUGUGCGUAACGGCUCGUUUAAACCAUGUGUUUCAGCGUCAUCGCAAAAUAAUGUUCUCAGUAUCAAUGUUCUUAUAACUGAACCAUAUUUAUUUGAGUGUUGUUGUUUAUUGCUAUGUGCCUUCAUAAGCACGCUGAACGCUUUCUUUGAACGGUUCGAACGCACCGAGUCUCGCGUGAAUCCUUUCUCUGCUUUCACUCUCCAGCGCGCGCGCAAGUGUUUUCCAGACUGACGGGAGGAGCUUUGGAUUAGAAUGCACAGUUUUAUCCGAAGCGUGUCAGUGUAACGGCAAAGUAAACCAUCAUGGAUGUACGCGGGGCGCUUUGGAAUUUAACUCCACUGGUCUUUUCGACGUGAAUGCUGAAUGGCUCGGACAUGGAGAUAGCUUUGGUGAGUUUUGACAAGAGAGGGGACGGAGGAGGUGAUGGAGAAACCAACCAAAACCAAAAUUCCCUGGACCAUCCGCGCUCGCUUCGAACGGCACCCAACAACGCGAGCCUGUGGAAAAUCAACGACAUGAACAACACGACGGGCUCCACGGAGAACACGGUGGAUUAUUACAGUCCCCAUCUGUUCGACGAGGACGUCCUCCACGUGGACAUCGACCACGAGAGCAACGAGCGAGUUCUCAUCAACAUCGCCGGACUGAGGUUCGAGACGCAACUGGGCACGCUCAACCAGUUUCCCGACACUCUACUUGGAGAUCCCGACAAGAGGAUCAAGUAUUUCGACCCCCUCAGGAACGAGUAUUUCUUCGACCGCAACCGGCCGAGUUUUGACGGGAUUCUUUAUUUCUACCAGUCGGGCGGCAAGAUCCGUCGACCUGUCAACGUGUCGAUCGACGUGUUCGCGGACGAGGUCCGCUUUUAUCAGCUGGGCGAAGACGCGAUGGACCGCUUCCGCGAGGACGAGGGCUUCAUCAAAGAGGAGGAGAAGCCGUUGCCUCAAAACGAGUUUCAGAAGCAAGUGUGGCUCAUCUUCGAGUACCCCGAAAGCUCGGGUCCCGCCCGCGGCAUCGCGAUCGUGUCCGUGAUCGUCAUCACCAUAUCCAUCAUCACUUUCUGUCUGGAAACUUUGCCGGAGUUUCGCGACGAGCGCGAGCUGGCCGUGGCGAGCCGCGCGAUCAACGGCACGCAGGAGCGCCCGUCGCUCACCUUCAGCGACCCGUUCUUCAUCAUCGAAACCACGUGCGUGAUCUGGUUCACCUUCGAGCUCUUCGUGCGCUUCUUCGCGUGUCCCAGCAAGUCGGAGUUUUCCAAGACCGUCAUGAACAUAAUCGACAUCAUGUCCAUCAUGCCCUACUUCAUCACGCUGGGCACGGAGCUCGUGGAGCAGCAGGGUCAGGAGCACAACAACGGGCAGCAGGCCAUGUCUCUGGCCAUCCUGAGGGUCAUCCGCCUGGUGCGGGUGUUCCGCAUCUUCAAGCUCUCCAGACACUCCAAGGGUCUCCAGAUCCUGGGCAAGACCCUGCAGGCGAGCAUGCGGGAGCUCGGGCUCCUCAUCUUCUUUCUGUUCAUCGGGGUCAUCUUGUUCUCCAGCGCCGUCUUCUUCGCCGAGGCCGACGAACCCGAGUCGCACUUCUCCAGCAUCCCGGAUGCCUUCUGGUGGGCUGUGGUCACCAUGACGACCGUCGGCUACGGAGACAUGAGGCCGGUGACCGUGGGGGGGAAGAUCGUGGGCUCCCUCUGCGCCAUCGCGGGCGUGCUGACCAUCGCGCUCCCGGUGCCCGUCAUCGUGUCCAACUUUAACUAUUUCUACCACCGGGAAACGGACCAGGACCAAGCGUCUCUCAGGGACGAGCCAGACGGCGGGGCGUGCGAGGAACACCCCGCGCUGAGCAAACCGUCCCUCGGCUCGAAAGACGGAGAACGCGACGCGGACGCGAGCGCGCCCGCGGAGAAGACUGACAUCAAAGCAAACAGCAGGAUGGACAUCAAACGCUCCCUUUACGCAUUUUGCUUGGACACAAGAGAAACAGAUCUUUAGGCUUCUGAAUGAUCUCCAUCAGCGGAUGCAGACGUUAAUGCGCACGCAAUCAAUCCUGGAAAGUUGUUUUUCUGAAGCGCAUUUUAAUCCUUUGAUCUCUUCAUCAUCAGCAGCUUUCCCAAACGUUACAGUGUCACGUUUGAAAGACGUGCUAUAUGCAAACACGAUUGAUUAAAACAUGUACAAACAGUAUAUGAACUCUUAGAAAGUUACAUUUUUAACUAACUGUAUAACAAGCCUUAAGUCCUCUUAAAUCCAGCCCUUUACUCUAGUAUGCGAAACGCCAAACUGAUGUUUUAAUGCUUUUUAAGAGCCACGUUUCCCUAAAUGAUCUGUUUGGUGUUAAACAUUUAGGAUCUCAUUCAAUAACAAUGUCGUUGCUGGUCUAAAACACAGUUGAUGUGAGUUUCGUCGGUAUGUUAUAUCAUUAUUUAUUCACUACUCUUUGAAACAACGAUUCACGGAUCUGACUGGUACAUGAAAAGGGCCAUUUAAAGAAGACUUUGCGAUUCAAGACUGAUGGAUGGGAUGGAGACGCCACAACAGAUGAUGAUGGUCAUACAGAAAACUUCGUCCGCUCUCAAAUAAGAUCCCAGAAGAAGAGCCACGACCAUGAACACGUCUGCAGAAAUCUGUGCCUUCACAUCAAGCCCUCUGAAUCAUUUGCAGCACGUCUGCGACCAAAUUGAAAGAUUCUGACAGCCAGCUAUGGACUGAACCGGCAACUUUUAAAGGUGCAUGUAAAGCCAUGGAGUCCAGAAGAUAUAUCGGUUUAUUUCCUACAACAAAUCCACAAUGUGCAAUAUUUGUCUAUUUUAGUGUGAAGUUCGUGUGGAAGUAUGUUGGACGCUUGUGUUGAGUUGGGUCGGGUUAUUUUUGUAAAGCUUUUCCACGUCCAUUUUCCUAAUGCAUUCAUCUCUAAAUACAAGUUCAUUUUAAGGACAUCUAGAGAUAAAAGACUGUUGGGAACAGAAACGCCACUUUUUAAAAAGGGGAAAGCCAUAUACCGCGCACCUACAACAUUGAUGAUGUUUGCUGAAACUGUUUGUGACACUGUCAUGUGUGCCCUAGAUUAUUUUUGCUCUGUAUUUAAAUGACUCACUUGAUGUCUACUUAUAUUUAUUUUUCAUCAAAAUAGGCGUAAAUAUCUCAAAAACACUUUCUGGACCCACCGUUUCGCAGGAAAUUAUUAGAAAAUCUAAAAAAGAUCUGCUUUUGUGAAAAGUAGGGAUGGAUUUAAAAAUGCACAUGAAAAUUGAUGAAGGUCGGCAAUAUUCCACAUUUCUGAACAAUAAAGUCAUAAGAAAUACAGUUUUUGUCAAUCGUGCUAGACUUUUAGGUUUACCUAUUAAUGCAUCAUUAACAUAUUUAAAAUGUGUUUUUUCCC
This is a messenger RNA of Triplophysa rosa, 4556 nucleotides long. Its product is annotated as potassium voltage-gated channel subfamily A member 5. The transcript is spliced from 2 exons. Gene Ontology annotation, molecular function: protein binding; delayed rectifier potassium channel activity. The coding region runs from base 1541 to 3169 and encodes 542 amino acids. Gene Ontology annotation, cellular component: voltage-gated potassium channel complex; membrane. Gene Ontology annotation, biological process: protein homooligomerization; potassium ion transmembrane transport. Lineage: Eukaryota; Metazoa; Chordata; Actinopteri; Cypriniformes; Nemacheilidae. The record is from RefSeq and is a predicted model, not a curated record.